Lolium perenne is the source of this 1804-nucleotide messenger RNA. RefSeq lists its product as uncharacterized. NCBI's taxonomy places the organism in Eukaryota, Viridiplantae, Streptophyta, Magnoliopsida, Poales, Poaceae. The record is from RefSeq and is a predicted model, not a curated record.
CUACUCCUGCGGCCCUGACAUGCCAGCGUGGCUCCCCCACUUAAUUACAUCCAGUGUGAAAACUGAGCAGAGCUUCCACAGUUCUUCUCCCCACUGACCACAGUAGACCCGACCUCCUACCCCGUCUUCGGCGACUCCGGCGGCAUCCUGCAGCGAGGAACAGCGCGCGCCCCCUCCAGCCCGGCGACCGACGGCGAGCCGAGGCGGCGGCUGCCAGGUGCCAGCGAGGUUUGAAUUGAUCAUUAUGGUGAAGAAAACUGCAAAGAAAGGCUAUGGUGGUGUGGCUGCAUGCACCUCAAGUUCUGAACUUGCAGAAAAUAUGCCAAGGCAGAAUUUCCGUUUAGGAGAUAUAACAUGGGUUAAGCAUGAUGGCUUCUCAUGGUGGCCAGCACAGGUCAUUGAUGAAGCAUAUGUCAGUAGCAAGCCCAAGAAGAAGACCAGCUUUGAUGCCCUGGUUCGACUGUAUGGCACAUGCCAAUACUUGUAUGUUGACCCUUGGAAGUCUAACAUGGAAUUCGAAAUGAUCCUGAAGGAAGAAAAUAAGACGGCCAUGGAAGCAUUCCAUGAGGUGCUUCAGAAGGAACUAUCUCAUUUUAAGCCGCCCAGUGAUCAUGACGAGGAAACUGUCACCACAAAAGCCAAGACGUCUGCUAAGAAAGUCAGAAAGCGGGAAGGCUUAAAGCAUCAAUAUAGUGCAGAGCAGGACCAAGAAGUUUGGGGCAAUGCAAAAGCUGGAGUUGCUGUUCAGGAAGGAAGAAAGCAGAAAGGUGCGAGACAAGCAAGUCGUCUUGAUAAAGGCCAUGCCAUAGACAAAGCUCUGAGUGAAGAUUCUGCUGAAGAUUUAAGAGAUAAGGCACACAAGCAAGCUUCUAUUGCGCGAGAUAGAAAGGGCCGAACAUCGGUGGUCAGAGAGGAAGGAUCCAGGCGAUCAGGCCGUACCAGUGUGAUGGAAUAUCUGGAAGCAUCUGAGGACAGCACAUCAGAACUCCAUGAUACAAGUGCCAGUGAAAAUGCAACCGAAGCAGGAGACAUAACAUCAGCGAACCGAAGUUGGCGCAAAAAUGGUUCAUCAACGGUGGAUGGAACUCACAGUGAGAUUAAAGCUAUGGUUAGGGAUAUACUGCUGGGGGACAUCAUAGCCAGGCAGCAUGCUGCUGAAAUGGCAUAUGUGGAUGAAGUGAUCUUUGGAAUCUGCGCUGCUACCGAGAAAAUCGCGGUUCAUGGUGCUACCACCGCUGAUACCGAGGGUGGAGGGAGCAUCAAGCGAGCUGCCGGCGGACUGGAGGCUGAUUCAAGCAAUGCUACAAAGAAACCUAGGAAGGGGGAAGUGAUAGAUCUGGAGAAUGGGGACUGUCAAAACACGAAGCGUAACAAUUCCUCAAAGAGAAAUGAUUCCAACUCUCCUCGUAGCACGGGUGCAGCAAUGGAGGGGUCGGAGCAACGUAACACACGCGCCAAAUCAAGAUUAUGCAGAGCCUAGGUCUGGUUGCUCCACUCACCGAGAAGGGAUUUGUUGCCGCCACCACCUAUUAAUAAUUCCAAGUUCCCAUGCUACUGGUUCUGCAUGAUAACCUGUAGUUAUGGUGCCGAAUUUAAUCAAUUUUCUGGCAAUAAGUUAGAUCUCAUGGAAAAAAUCGUUUGUCGUCCAUGCGCUUCAUUUCUCUUCAGAUUUCUUCAAUGAACCUGGAAAGGAUUCAAAGAGUCAUGAAUUCCUGCUGAAAUUGUUGUAAAGAAUUCAGAGUCAUAUCUGUCUGGUCAUGUAUGUACUUCAAUAAUUCAAUAAAGUCAUAACAUCUGGAAAGCA